AUGUCUGAACCCACCAGAAUUAAGAAGGAAGACCCAAUGAUCCCCAGGCCCCCUUUGACGUUGGAGGACAUAAUCGCCGGACUACAGUCUCUUGCCGAUCUCACAAGCCUUCAAUCCUGCAACGCUGGUCGGGCUCGUAAUAUCGCAAAAAUAAUCGAACUAUACCAGAGCGGACAGCGCACCAUAGAGGACAAGAUCUGGGUUCUUGGUGGAGAAUCCGUGAGCGAGGAAGUUGCAAAAGCAUCUAAAAAGACCUACCUCUACGUAUGUUCGAUCCAAAAAGUGCUUAUUCAACUUCCCUAA
Messenger RNA from Penicillium taxi, 303 nucleotides. RefSeq lists its product as uncharacterized. The transcript has a single exon. Lineage: Eukaryota; Fungi; Ascomycota; Eurotiomycetes; Eurotiales; Aspergillaceae. The record is from RefSeq and is a predicted model, not a curated record. The coding region runs from base 1 to 303 and encodes 100 amino acids.